Molecule: messenger RNA, 1792 nt
Organism: Mauremys mutica (yellowpond turtle)
Lineage: Eukaryota; Metazoa; Chordata; Testudines; Geoemydidae
Gene: ANAPC13
Product: anaphase promoting complex subunit 13
Exons: 3
Coding region: 155-379 (74 amino acids)
Biological process (GO): protein K11-linked ubiquitination
Cellular component (GO): anaphase-promoting complex
Source: RefSeq, a predicted model, not a curated record
GCCGGCCUCUCUCUCCUCGGCGGACUCGCACCCUCCCACUCUCUAUGGUUCGCGCGGCCUAGCGCCGCCGGUCACGUGAUUUCCUCCUAGGCUGCUGGCAGGAGACGGCGCGCGCGCCGGAUGUCAGAUCUAUCCAUAUGCAAAUUUCACAAAGAUGGACAGUGAAGUGCAGAGGGAUGGAAGAAUCCUGGAUUUGAUUGAUGAUGCAUGGAGAGAAGAUAAAUUACCCUAUGAGGAUGUAGCAAUACCAUUGAAUGAGCUUCCUGAACCAGAACAAGAUAAUGGUGGCACAACAGAGUCAGUGAAAGAACAAGAAAUGAAAUGGACAGACUUGGCUUUGCAAUAUUUGCAUGAAAAUGUUCCCCCAACAGGAAACUAGAGAAUCAGUGUUAUUUCAUGGAAUGAUUUCAAUACAAGAAGAUGUUUUCCAGCAUAUCUUCACCAAACCUUUAAAAAUCUUCUAGUCUCAAACAGCUGUUUUACUCCACAAAAGCAAAAUACCGUUUAAAAGGCCCCAUGUAACCAAUAUAAAAUAACUGACAUCCUAAAGCUGCGGGGAGAUAGAGUGCUUUUUCACUUACACAAAAAUAUUUGGAGUCCUGUUGUGUUGACAACUUCUUUAUAAGUUCAUCUUAAUUGUCUUUUGCAUAUGCUCAGAAAGGUAGUUAUCACUACCUGAAUGCUGAUCAUUGAUCUCAGAAGUGAUUUGGUGAAUAUUUGUGGUUGCUUUGAUGUUUUAUAGACCCAAAGCGAUUCUUUUAUGUUUUGGUGUUACUGUUAGUUGCUCGGGUUUUGCACCAUGAUCUCUAUGAACCAACUUUUACUGCCUUUAACUUGCCUGUGACACAGGAAGGUUGUUUGGGACAGAGAGAAAGGUUAAUGAACAGGAUUAAGGGACUGAAAUUGGUCUGUAAACACAAAUGAGACUGGGAAAGAAGUUCUUUAUAAAGUAAGCAGUCUUGGAAUUUGCCUAUUCUGGUUAGAGCACAUUCCCAACACGGACAUCCUGUAGUCUGUUUGCUAAACAGCAUACUGUAAAAGAACAAUUUAUAUUAAAAGGCUUUGUUAGUGGUGACUCAAAGUAAUUGCCCUUUUAUGUAUGUUUGUGAAUUACGUGGAAGGUAUUGCUGACCUCAAUCCAAUGUCUGUGAAUGGGUGUCCACACCAUUCUUGGCACCCUUAUUAACAGUCUCAGAUAGGAGACAGAGUAAAUUGUCAUCUCAGCCAUGGAGAUGGUGCCUGCAGCAAAGGAUGGAGACAUGUUUAUUUUAAAAUGGGGUCAUUGAGAUAAACAGCUGAAAUGCCUAUUGAAAUCAAUAAGAGUUGCAACUGCUUACUCCGGGGUUUAAUUUGGCUUAUGAGAGCCAUCAUCUUGCUUGCAUGAGAAUACCAGUCAACAAUAGGCAUACAUUUAACAUUAUCAGAAGUAUGCCUAGCAAUAGAUACAUACACAAUUAAAACUGAUACACCUUUACCCCGAUAUAACACGACCCGAUAUAACACGAAUUCGGAUAUAACACGGUAAAGCAGCACUCCGGGGGGGGCGGGCUGCACUCUGGUGGAUCAAAGCAAGUUCGAUACAACGCGGUAAGAUUUUUUGGCUCUCAAGGACAGCAUUAUAUCGAGGUAGAGGUGUAUUACAUACAAAAACAACAUUAAGAGAACAUUAUAGUUGCGAAGUCAAACAUGAAAGUUAGGAAAUGCCAGAAUAAAGGUUCCCUGUGUAACCCUAAUUCUUGAGCUGUAGCCCACGAAAGCUUAUGCUGAAAUAAAUGUGUUAGUCUCUAAGGUG